CAAAUCAACUUCAGCGGACUGUAAAACCCGUCUAGUUUGCACGUCUCUUCGUUUAUCCCUCCAUUUUUUGUUCUAGAAAUUUCACUGAACUGUAAGCUGUCACUUCUUCUGUGUGCAACUGUUGAUUCUCUAGGGUUUUAUAAUACAAUGUAUACACCUGAUUCUUCCUCCAACAACCGCCGGUUCCCGGCGCCGGCGAUGUAUCCGCAGCACAGUUACCGUCCGGCGAAUCACCGGCCCUAUAGGCCGUGCUAUUAUGCUUCGAAUUACGAGCUUGAUCGCCCGCCGGGGAAUUGGCACGAACCGCCGAAUUUCAUAGUCCAGCUUCGUUCCCGUAGUAACCACCGAAGAAUCAGCCGUUCCGAAUUGAACGCUCUAAUUGAGAAAUUACCGUUUGCCCCUCGGAAUUCCUUUGUGUUUAUCAAAGGUUUCAUUUUUGGGUCACUGCUGUACGAUCAAUGGAGUGAAACGCUUGAAGUGAUUGUGGAAUUAUGGAGAAUAAGGCCGAAGGCGGGCAUUUGUUUACGCCGUGGGUGAAACGAAAUGUUGAGGUUUCAUCUGAUAGGGAUGAGUUGAAGGAGAGGGUAAAACUGGUAUUUUUGGAGAAGUUGAAGGGAUUGUUAUCAGUAGAGGGUGAAUUGUUACAAAAGUGGGAGAACAAAUUGGAUUUGGUGUGCGAUGAAAUUACAAAAUUGAAAUUACUAAAGAGUAGGAAUAAUUUGGUGUACAAUGUGAUUAUGAAGAAUAAGGAGGGGUUUGAGAAGGAAAGGGAUUUGAUAAGGAAAAGGAUAAAGGAGUUUAGAGGAGGGAUUGAAUGUGUUAUUCAGCAUUUGGAGGAGAAGGGUUUUAAGGAAGAGGAAGAGGGUUUAAGGGUGUUUAAGAUUGGAAGAGAAUUUGAUUGGAAUAAAAUUCAUUGUUUGAUGAUGAGAGAGUGUCGUAGGCUUGAUGUUUGCUUGCCAAUUUUCGCUUUCCGGCAGCAGAUACUUAGGCAAAUACAUUAUCAACAGGUGACCGUCUUGAUUGGCGAGACUGGAUCAGGAAAAAGUACACAACCGGUUCAAUUCCUAGUUGAUUCUGGAGUGACUGGUAAUGGAUCUAUGGUUUGUACUCAGCCCCGGAAGCUUGCUGCCAACUCUUUGGCACGAAGGGUGCAACAAGAAAGCGAAGGGUGUUAUGAUGACACCUCGAUCAUAUGCUAUUCUUCAUAUUCAUCUGGUCAUAAAUUUGACUCAAAGGUUGUGUUUAUGACAGAUCAUUGCCUUCUACAGCACUAUAUGGUCGAUAAGACUUUGUCCAAGAUUUCAUGUAUUGUUGUUGAUGAGGCACAUGAAAGAAGCCUAAACACUGAUCUACUUUUAGCAUUGAUAAAGAAUCUGCUCUAUCAUAGGCUUGAUCUGAGGCUUGUUAUUAUGUCUGCCACAGCUGAUGCAGACCAGCUUGCUGAUUACUUCUUUGGCUGUGGAACGUUCCACGUGUCGGGUAGAACUUAUCCGGUUGAUAUUAAAUAUGUUCCCUGUGAAUCCAUUGGAUGUCUUGGUGCUGGCCCAAUCUCCUCCUAUGUCUAUGAUGUUGUUAAGACGGUGACUGAAAUCCAUGAAACAGAGGGAGAGGGAACAGUCCUAGCCUUCUUGACUUCUCAAAUUGAAGUCGAAUGGGCUUGUGAGAAGUUUCAAUCAUCAUCAGCCAUUGCUUUACCUUUACAUGGCAAACUAUCCUAUGAAGAACAGCAUAGAGUUUUUCUCAGCUAUCCGGGGAACAGAAAGGUAAUAUUCACUACAAAUGUUGCUGAGACAUCAUUGACAAUUCCAGGGGUUAAAUGUGUUGUUGAUUCUGGCAUGGUCAAAGAAAGCAGGUUUGAACCUGGCACUUGCAUGAGUAUUCUCAGGAUAUGCAAUGUCAGCCAGAGCUCUGCUAAUCAACGGGCUGGCCGUGCUGGGAGAACUGAACCAGGAAGGUGUUAUAGACUUUACUCAGAAAGUGAUUUUGAGGCUAUGCCUUGUCAUCAGGAACCUGAAAUUCGCAAGGUUCAUCUUGGUGUUGCAGUGCUGAGGAUUCUUGCUCUGGGCAUCAAGAACGUGCAAGAUUUUGAUUUUGUUGACGCACCUAGCGCUAAAGCUAUUGAGAUGGCCACCAGAAAUCUGGUUCAGUUAGGCGCUGUUAGGCAAAAAGAUGAUGCUUAUGAAUUAACUACAGACGGACGAUGUCACGACCCAAUUUCCCCUCCGUUUGGGUAUCGUGAUGGCACCUAGUCUUAGGGACUAGGUAAGCCUAA
This is a messenger RNA of Nicotiana tabacum (common tobacco), 2272 nucleotides long. The record is from RefSeq and is a predicted model, not a curated record. Lineage: Eukaryota; Viridiplantae; Streptophyta; Magnoliopsida; Solanales; Solanaceae.